This is a messenger RNA of Trichophyton benhamiae CBS 112371, 891 nucleotides long. RefSeq lists its product as uncharacterized. The record is from RefSeq and is a predicted model, not a curated record. The transcript has 6 exons. NCBI's taxonomy places the organism in Eukaryota, Fungi, Ascomycota, Eurotiomycetes, Onygenales, Arthrodermataceae. The coding region runs from base 1 to 891 and encodes 296 amino acids.
AUGGCGAGAUACAUAACACCCACCAGUGGAGUCGUUUCUUCCUUGACUUCGACUUCUUUUUCGCUGCCUAUCCUGCCUGCCCUGCCUGCCCUCUUACUAACUGCCGACUCCUGCUCGUUAGCUGAAGGGGCCAAAAGACAGACGGGCGGCGGAGAGAUCCCCCCCCCAUCCAUCAACUCUGAGCUUGCUCUUCUGCUGGCCAUGAGGAACUUGAGGGCCAACACUAGUCGACUUGAGCUAAAAGAUGAAACAGGAACAGCAGAGAAGACGGAGAAGAAGAAGGAGAAGAAGGAGAAGAAGGAGAAGAAGCAGACGAGGAGGCCAACUCUGGCUAAGAAGAAGAAGAAGAAGAAGAUUGAAGAGGAGGAAGAAGAAGAUAUAGAAGAGAAAGAGACGUUGACAGCGAAAAACCACCAACAGAAGAGCGUCAAGAGUUGGUAUCGAUGGUAUCUCUCGUAUCGUGUAUUACCAACCUUACCCAAAACCUCCUUCGCUCCCGCUUCGUCUCUUACUUCGACUCCAAACUUCGACUUCGACUUCGACUUCUUCUUCUUCUCUUCUUCUUCUUCAUCUUCAUCUCUUCAUCGCCGUCGCUUCGUCUUCUUCUUCUUCUUCUUCUCCCUCCUCCUCCUCGUCCUCCUUCUUCCUCUCGCCGGCCUCGUCCUCCCUCCACCGACAGACAGCCUGACGAGGGCUGCUCCCGUCUCGACUCCACGCUCUUUUUUUUUAGCCGCCGUCUUUCCUUUACUACAUCGCCUGCUCUCUCCCCGUCUCUUCCCAGGUGGAAAGACGCCCCUCGUUCGACAUUCCCAUAUUCCCAAUACAUUACCAUCGUCUCCAGCUCUGUCCUCGCCAGCUGCUUCUCCUGGUGGUAGCUCCGGCCGGUGGUGA